Messenger RNA from Spodoptera frugiperda (fall armyworm), 3087 nucleotides. RefSeq names its product probable tubulin polyglutamylase TTLL2. Gene Ontology annotation, cellular component: cilium. Bases 1257 to 3014 code for a protein of 585 amino acids. The transcript is spliced from 12 exons. Gene Ontology annotation, molecular function: tubulin binding; tubulin-glutamic acid ligase activity. NCBI's taxonomy places the organism in Eukaryota, Metazoa, Arthropoda, Insecta, Lepidoptera, Noctuidae. Gene Ontology annotation, biological process: protein polyglutamylation; microtubule cytoskeleton organization. The record is from RefSeq and is a predicted model, not a curated record.
GUAACGGACAACUGAGACCUCGCUCUAACACUUAAGCAAAGUAGAUAAACUAUUCUUUAUAAAAAAUAUGCCCUUCAUAAUGAGAUGAUCUGCUCUAAUGGCAGGUCGUUCUAUUGACACUAGUUUUUACAUUCAGUACUUUGUAGCUAUAAUAGCACAUUAUGUUGUCAUUUAACACAUGUAGGAGUACUUUAAUAGGUUAAUUAACUAGUCUGUUUUUUACUUCUUCUUGUAAUGGACACCUAGUGUUACUGGAAGUACUGAAACACGCAACCCCCGCCUUGGUAACUUGGCUAAUGAAAUAUUUUUACCUUUUUAUACAAUGGUAGGAUUGAAUGACAACUGACAACGGCCUGUAGGGUUUUAAAAGAGGGCAUUUUAUAUUGUAAUAACCUGUAUCACGCAAACUGUUCGCUGGUAAACUGGGUUACAGGAAGCGGCAGGAAUUUGUAAAGUUCAUUGAUUUAAUUAUAUAGCACGUGUUCUCUUAUAAUUUAAUAGCGAUUUUAUGGUUAUUGGGAUUGCUAAACAAGUCACGCGUAAAUGUUUAAGUUAAGCUAUAAUUUUCAUUCAUUUCAGUAGGAAAACACAAUCAUAUCGCAUCCUAUUUUAAGUUGAAUAUCUGCGUAGCGGUACCCUUCAAUGAAACUGUAUCAAUAUGACUUUCACAGAACAAUGCCCCCUGCAGUUGUAGUCAAUUCUCAAUACAAAUCCAAAAUUAAUUUUAUUUAAUGUAAUAAAGAUACAUCAUCAUUAUCAUAUUGUGUCGUUCGCAACCAUAAAAAUAUAUAACCGUCGUGUAGCAUCCAUCAAAAAUGUUAUUCAACUUUGCCGAAGUUGUUCGGUUAAAUAUAAAAAGCGACGCGUCAUUAGACUAACAAAAUGCAUUAUCGUUGUUACGUUGCUUUUUACAGGAGGCUCGUGUCACGAACGGGGAGUUAUAAAUCACUGGGGCUGGGGGCAUCAGCUUGCAAUGUGAGUCGGAGACAGUGCUGGGUGGGCGGCGGAGCGCGCCAGUCGGCCCGAGUCGAACGAUACGCUCGCCAACUAAACGUGUUUCGAACAAUAUCACGACUUCUCGAUAUUACGAUUGCAAUGAUAAGCUGACAUGCGAUUCACGCGUUCACAUACACGAGUAUAUUCCAUUGAAGGCGAAGAUGUAUCGCGUCUGAUAUGAAUAAAGUUGGAACUGUUCCCGAUGGAUCGUGUCUAACUUUGAGAAAUAAAAAGGCAUGUUUCUAGGGCUGUGCUGAAGGAUGGACGGCGGCUUCGAUGAUGAUGAGCCUUUUAUAUUCAGGCUGAAUGACAGCGGCACGGGGCCUGGCCUGCUGGUGAAGGUAUGCGCUGAACGUGGCUGGCGCAUGUACCCUGGCUACCACAGCGGCUUGGAAGAACGAUGGAAUCUUUGGUGGAAGACCAGCGCCUUCCCGGCGGCUAGCUACAAGACUUUAGGAGAUUGGCAGUUCAUGAACCAUAUACCUAAAGGCGGAUCGAUAUGCAGAAAAGACAAUCUUUCACGUCUGCUACGUUGCAUGAAGAGGAUUUACGGAGCUGUGUAUGAUUUCAGCCCUCCAUGCUACCAUUUACCCUUGGAGUAUGCGAAGCUGGUGUCGGAAUGUUCUCGACUGCGACGUGAUGAGAACGGAGCGGGAGCCAACGUCGUGUGGAUACACAAACCCGUCGCCCAGAGUCAGGGCAGGGGAAUCUUUUUGUUUAGGAGCCUGUGCGAGAUGAACUGCGGGACGUCGGCGGUGGUGCAGCGCUACAUCGAGCGGCCGCUGCUGAUCGCGGGCUACAAGUUCGACCUGCGGCUGUACGUGUGCGUGCCGGGCUACAGGCCGCUCACCGCCUACAUGUACGCUGAGGGACUCGCGAGAUUCGGCACGGACAAGUACACGCUAUCGGACAUCCACAACCCGUACCGCCACCUGACGAACUCGUCCCUCAACAAGAGCGGCCCGCGAUACGCUGAAUGUAAGGACCGAAUCGGUAGCGGGUGCAAAUGGACGUUGACGCAAGUGCGAAAGGCGCUUAUAGGGCGCUGGGGUGCCGCAGAGUGGGUGGUUUGGCAGCGGAUCAGGGCGCUGGUGACGCUGACCCUGCUGGCCCAGGCGGCUGGUACUCCACCAGCUAGGAACUGCUUCGAAUUCUACGGGUUUGACGUCCUACUUGAUGAUUGCUUGAAGCCUUGGUUGUUGGAGGUGAACCUUUCCCCGGCGUUAGCAUCCGACUGCGAGGCUGAUAUAGUGGUGAAGCAACCGAUGCUGCACGAGCUGUUCGACCUCCUGGGACUGCCCAUGAAGCACACUGGACUCGCCAAGUUGAAGGCACCUCCUCCACCGACCCAGCUCACCAACAGUUGCAGUUCGGAGGAGGAGAACAACGGCGGGAGUCGCGCGCGCACACGCUCGGCGGGGCGGCGCACGGCACGCCCGCGCCGGCGCCGCGCGCUGCCCCUACACUGCGUCACGCUAGCGGGACCCGGCGCCACCACCAACACGCCACCCCCCACGCCACCCAGCGGAUUGCCUGAGAAAGAGAAAAUUCAGGAAUCGGCGGAAAAAACCAAGGAGGUACACGGUGCGCGGUACAAAACGGAUACCAACAGUGAUGCUGAUGUACAGUCUUCAUCGAAUGGGCCUACACCGCCAACGGAGCCGGUGGACGAGUCGUGGCGUGGCGGGUACUCCACGGCUGCUUCACGCCGACGUGUCAUGUCUGCCUGCAAGUGGGGGAAUGGCGUCUGCUGGAAUAGGGCCAUCGGCAGAGUGGGGCACUGGGUCAGGAUAUACCCGCAUUCCUUACCGAAUAAUGAUGAGCUGCCUGUAGAGGAUGUGAGAGAAAGUGUGGCUCAAGUGUCAAAGUUCGUGCGAGCAGCGAGAGAAGUCAGUCGAGAAUUCGGCAAGGAUACUUCGGGACCUCGGGACGCAUCCAGAGAUGCCGUUUUCGAAGAAGCACUCCGCAAAAAGUUAGACUUUGGACCCCAUUUCCAAGUGUGGUUGCCCCCCUUUUAAUGUGUUCAUACAAACCGUAAUCUUAAUUGUUUAAUGUAAGGCCUAUUUAUUAGAUAGAUAAAUAAAUGCUUAC